This is a messenger RNA of Malania oleifera, 1122 nucleotides long. Its product is annotated as CBS domain-containing protein CBSX3, mitochondrial. Lineage: Eukaryota; Viridiplantae; Streptophyta; Magnoliopsida; Santalales; Ximeniaceae. The transcript has 6 exons. The record is from RefSeq and is a predicted model, not a curated record. Bases 260 to 874 code for a protein of 204 amino acids.
GCGCUCGGUCACACUGCGCAAAAGCGUAUAUAUUAAGUGCAGUGUACCAAAGGUCGACGUCAAACUUCACAUGCGUCUUUUUAGCAAGACUCGGAUACCGGUGUAUUUUGGCGCUGUUCUCUAAACGCUGUAGUUCCCCCGAUUAUUUUUAUUCUUAUCCUUCUCUUGAAACUACUAAGAACUUCUUAUUGGCGUCUCCGCUGUGAGCUUCUCGUCGCCGGAACUGCUCCUCCUCAACGGCAAGGGCAUAACAGGGAACAUGCAAGGGGCAAAAACAGUUUUAUCACAUGGAACCAUCCUGAAAAAUGCAGUUCUUCAACACAUCCGUCUGGUAAAUCCACUCUUGCGGCCUGUUCUAUUUUCACGUUUCGAGUCUCUUACAUCUGCUCGCAUGGAAGAGCAUGGAUUUGAAAGCACCACAAUUCUAGACGUUUUGAAAGCAAAAGGUAAAAGUGCAGAUGGAUCCUGGCUUUGGUGCACCACUGAUGACACAGUUUAUGAUGCAGUGAAGUCGAUGACACAGCACAAUGUUGGAGCUUUGGUGGUUGUGAAGCCAGGAGAGCAAAAAUCAAUCGCUGGAAUCAUCACUGAAAGAGAUUAUCUAAGAAAGAUAAUAGUACAAGGAAGAUCAUCCAAGUCAACAAAGGUUGGAGAUAUCAUGACUGAAGAGAACAAGCUGAUUACAGUCACACCUGACACCAAAGUUCUGCGGGCAAUGCAACUGAUGACAGAUAAUCGCAUCAGGCACAUUCCUGUGAUUGAUGAUGAGGGAAUGAUAGGCAUGGUGUCAAUUGGAGACGUGGUUCGAGCUGUGGUGAGUGAGCAUCGGGAGGAGUUGGACCGUUUGAAUGCAUACAUACAAGGAGGCUAUUAAUUGAUGAUGACGACAAUGUCUAAAUCUUCAAAACCAGCAGUAAGCUUGAUGCUUUGUAAAUACAGUGUGCUGUGUGGAUCUCCUAUUACAUGGUUGUGUGCGCUUCCAGAUACUGGAAGCUUGUGCUGCGGCUAAACCAGCAUGCGGCCCAAACUAGCUAAUAAGCAUGCUGGUCAUGAGAAUAACUCAGCGUUUUAGGUUGUGCUCCGUACAACUCUUAAUUAUUAGCAAAAUUACUUUCUUCGCCA